AUGAGCCUAAUCUUUGUUCUCUCUUCGAUCUUUCUGAUGUCUAGUCGAGUUUUGGGAUGUGUAGAUCUCACCAAUCCCAGCACUGGAGUCUCGGAUUGCCCCAGCAAAGCAUAUCUUUGCACAAAUUCUGCCUAUUAUUCAUUGAUGACUACACAAUGUCCAAAAACUUGUGGAAGAUGUAACUCAACUUCUAGCACAUCUUCAAGCUCUACGAGUUGCUCAGAUCUUACAAAUCCCUACACCGGAACUUCAGAUUGUCCAAGCAAGGCUUAUCUUUGCAAUAACUCCCUUUACUACACUUUGAUGACUACACAAUGCCCAAAAACUUGUGGAAGAUGUUCAACAAGUUCAUCUUCAACAUCAGCCACAUCAACAACAUCAGCUGGAACUUGUGCAGAUUUGACAAAUCCAUCAACUGGAACUUCAGAUUGUCCAAAUCGUGUUGCUUAUUGUACCAAUUCAGCAUAUUUGGCUUUGAUGAAAGUUCAAUGCCGAAAAACUUGCGGAUUUUGUUCGUAG
Molecule: messenger RNA, 519 nt
Organism: Caenorhabditis angaria
Lineage: Eukaryota; Metazoa; Nematoda; Chromadorea; Rhabditida; Rhabditidae
Source: the annotation of a GenBank genome assembly